Phytomonas sp. EM1 is the source of this 1880-nucleotide messenger RNA. The record is from the annotation of a GenBank genome assembly. NCBI's taxonomy places the organism in Eukaryota, Euglenozoa, Kinetoplastea, Trypanosomatida, Trypanosomatidae.
ACGCUCAACGAUAUAUUUAACCACAAUUUAAUAAAGAAAGCGUAUAGUCAAAAGCUGAAAUGUGGGAAAUCACCUCACUCUAUGCCUGUUGAGAUCUUUUGGUUCUCAGAUUAUUUCCGAAAGUCAUGACUGACAUUGGCUUCACGAGGUGUGCGGUCUCACUACCUGAAACAUUUCCAAUCAGGUGAGGUCUGAGGAUCCCGUUGAUGAAGACGGUCCUCGAAGAAGCACUCGUAUGAAAUAUCAAAUAGGAAACGUAUCCACGCACACCGAAAUGGCAGAUUUUCAUCGAGGGUAAUGGAAAAGGUCUUUGAGCGUCCGCAUUGUAGAUAUGCUUAAACCACCGAUUAUGAUCUUAAAGCCUCGACGAAUGUGAGCGAUAAAAGCUGGAUAUAUUUAAUGCCAAGCAGGGCAAAGUGCUACUUUGCAGUCCUAAACAGCGAUGUUGUGCGAUCGAUGAAAAUAAGUUGAAACACGGGCAUCGAUUAUCCAUAAACCUGAAGGGCUAAAGCAAGUUUCUAAGAGACGCUAUGGAAAGUAGUAGGUCCUCCCUGUGACGGGAUUCGCCGCGUUGGGUGAGUACAUUUAUGUUGAUAAACUCGAGCAAACUAUUGCGAAGCUUUAAAAAUAUACGGACCCGUAGCAGAAGUGUUAUGGGCAUCCAGUGCGGUUUGGAAUGGAGCGCUUUGUAGAUCAUCCGACCCAUCAUAUGUGUGCGGACUAAUGAUUCUGCAUUGUAAUACUCAUGCAUUCAGAGCUUAAAGGUUCAUUUUUUUUCCAUUUCCCAUUCCCUCUGGCUGAUGGCUCUUUGCAAUACUUCACGGAUUAUUUAUUAAUAUAGCAAAGCUAAUUAUUAAGACUACCUGUAUUCGUUUCUCCUACGCGUUUUUACAAAAUGAAAACAUUCACCAAAUAAGUGUUUAAAAAUAUUUAUAUAUAUAUAUAAUGGAUACAAACACAGAAGCUUCCUACGUAACUGUCAAUGUUCAUGGAACUUUGCGGAUUCCCUUGCAUCUAGAUCUUCUUAAAAACCUUGAUGAUCCUUUAUUGGAGGGAGACAUACUAAAGGAGAGCAUCAAAAUUGCCAUCGGUGAGUAUUUGGGGUGGUUCAAUCAUGUGGACAUUACACUUGGAAGCGACGCAGCUCCUGGGGUGGGUCCUGGACGCGUUACCAUGAAAACCUGUGAGGCUAAAAUUUCACUAGAGGACCUGGGAAUCCGCAUUAAGGCUAUUCAGGCGGCCUAUGACAAUGUCAUGCGACAAGUAGCGACAUUGAGAGAUCUCUUAUCACUCUCCCAACAGGAGCAGCAGAGGUUAGGAAAAAAUGUUGGUGAAGAAAGUGAGAAAGGAAAUAAGGAGGGCUUAAACGAUGACGAUGCAGUGGGAAAAGUAGUGGGAUCACAUAUAACAUGGGGUAUUCUCAAGGAACGUGAUGCUGCUAUGCUAGCCUUGCUGGAAUCUGUAUUGGGCAGCCCGGCAGGUAUAGUAGACGCUGCACAUCAAAUUGAGGAGGAAAGUCAUUCUCUGCGUGCAAUGCAGGAUGAAAAGUGGGAACGAGAUGCGCUCUCCUCAGAAAAAAAUCCAUUAGAGGAGGGUUCUUGGGUAAGGGAUGAAACUUGGCAGGUCCAUGAUGACUUUAAUGUGAUGACUGAGAACGAAACAACAGGGAAAGACUACGCCAGCAUGGGGUACAUGCCCUUGUGAGGUACCGAAAGUGUUACAAGUGUAAAAAUUUAGAAAUCAAAUGACAGAGAGGAAGAGGUCGCCUCGGACAUACCUGCAUCUCCUUUCGUUUCGAUUUUCUCUUCACAUGAUGCACGCUUAAAGGCUGAACUAUUUCACUUUGGAGAACUCUUUUUUUCGAAAUCCAAACAGUUAAA